AUGCCGGAGGCUGAAAAUGUGACUGAGCCCGAGCCCGAGCCCGAGGGUUUAAGCCAGACUCGAUUAUUGCCCGCACCUGCACUUAGCCCUCAACAAUCGAUACCAGAGAAUGGAGAUCUGCCAGAGCCCACAGAAUUAAGCCAAGAUGAGUUGUUGGCCAAAAAUUUCUAUAGAACGCCCGGUGUUCAUGUUAUUAUCAUGCCUAAAGUGAAAGAUAUGAUAGCGAUCCAGGGGAGUGAAGAGUUGUGCAGAAAAUUAGCCAAGAAAUUCUUCCUUCCAGAAUUCUUCUUUCGAGACCUGGGCUGGAACGCAAAUGGAAUGUUUGGUAGCACUGAAAAUAUGGAAGAGAAUGAUGAGGAAGCAAGCUAUGGAACAUUCUCACGUUUUCUUUCUAAGAAAGUGAAGCCGAAGAACCAGGAAGAUCAUGCAAGGAUACCGGGUGUGCAGAACACAGAUCUACGCUCCCCCUCUAUCCCAGAGUAUACCUAUGCUUGGCAUUAUAUGGCUUUUUGUACCUUGUGGAGGUCUUGUCUCGGUUCAAAGACAGGGACAGGCCGAGUCAAAACGGACGGAUCUAACGACACCAAUCUACUUCUUUGUUUUGAUCUCGAUGACGAGCUUGUCCUUCGGCUAAGACGCUUGUUGCAUAGCGCGGACCUCAAAACAUGGAACGAAGACCCAUUUCUGAUGCUAGACUUUGCUCUACGUAUUGUGGUAGACCAGUGCGAGGAAGAUCUGUGGAGCUUCCAGAAGCCAGUGCGGGAUAUAGAGGAGCGGCGCCGUCAAGAACCAGUCAAAGAAAUUGGCUCCGACGACGACGAUGAAGCAUUUAGGGUCCUCAUGGAACGAUACAACCAGCUUCACGAACUAUCACGACAUGUAAUCCAUAUCUCCGAGACGAUGGACGCGGUUUCGAACAACCUUGGCGCAAUUGUGCGAGACCACGAUAUGUGGAGUCAGUCAAUCGAUCCUUCUGCAGCAACAAAGCGACUCUCGAAAGCCCUCCUGCUUCGUCAAAACCUGAUUUCCAAUUUGAAUUUCCGAGCCAAAGCAUUUGUAGCUCGGAUGGAUAAUGAAAUCAAAUGCGCCUCCAACUUUGUAGCCGUCGGAGAUAGUAACAUCUCGAAAGGCAUUCUCAAACAAACUCGAAACGAAGGAAGAAUAUUGUCCGACACCGUGUCUGCCCUAACAUUACUAUUUUUACCGGGCACUUUCAUCUCGGGAUUUUUCGGAAUGAAUUUCUUCAAUCUCGACAAUGACGAGAAAACGCAACAGUUACAUUGGAAGACCCAUCCGAAGAUCUGGAUUUUCUUCGUUUGCACAGUCCCAAUCACCAUAUUAGGCAUCUUCUCUUUCAUGCUAGAAUUCAACCUGAGCGCUUUUCUGCGAGACACGAAAGAUUUAAUAUGUGAUAUUAUCCUUGUCGGAAAGGAACCACAUACAGAUGUUGAAAAGUCCAGCCUCAAGAGUUCGAUUUCGCGUGACCCAAGGUCUAGGAGGAAUUACGGAAUCUCCAGGCGUGCUACCUUACGACCUACAUAG
This is a messenger RNA of Penicillium coprophilum, 1542 nucleotides long. RefSeq lists its product as uncharacterized. The record is from RefSeq and is a predicted model, not a curated record. The transcript is spliced from 7 exons. Gene Ontology annotation, cellular component: membrane. NCBI's taxonomy places the organism in Eukaryota, Fungi, Ascomycota, Eurotiomycetes, Eurotiales, Aspergillaceae. Gene Ontology annotation, biological process: transmembrane transport; metal ion transport. Bases 1 to 1542 code for a protein of 513 amino acids. Gene Ontology annotation, molecular function: metal ion transmembrane transporter activity.